This is a messenger RNA of Chenopodium quinoa (quinoa), 3269 nucleotides long. RefSeq names its product protein TIC 100-like. The record is from RefSeq and is a predicted model, not a curated record. The coding region runs from base 266 to 3037 and encodes 923 amino acids. Lineage: Eukaryota; Viridiplantae; Streptophyta; Magnoliopsida; Caryophyllales; Amaranthaceae. The transcript is spliced from 11 exons. Gene Ontology annotation, cellular component: cytosol.
UUUGUGGGUUCAAAAAGCUUGUAUGAAGAGUUAGAACUCUAUUUUUUUUUAAACUCUAAAACAGCCAAAUAACUAAUCGUUAUUUAUCAAAUACUUUUACACAAUCAACUUAUGACAAUCAUCCAAUUAAUCUAGUUAAUGCAAACCGCUAACAAUCUAUAGAUUAUUUCAAAAAAAAAAAUAAAAAAAUCUAUAAAUAAAAGCUAAUUGUCAAACAAUGCCAAAACUUCAAAAAUAAUAAUUCAAAAAAAAGGCCAAAGGGAUUAUGUACAUAGCUUAUGGGCCACACUUUUAUACUCUUGAAUCUUUACUCAUACCAAGCCCAAAACCAAAAACAAAAAUAGCAAAAACACACCUAAAUUUCAUCUCCGUCCUCUUUCACUCACUCACUCACUCACUCACCCACUACUUCUUCUCCACACUUCACCUUAUCUUUCUUUAUCCCCAUUUCUCAACAACAAUGUCAGACAACAAUCAAACUCCCCCAAUUGACCAACCCCCUCAACAACAAGAUGACAAAGAACAAGAAGAUGACCCAGAUGAUUCCGCAAACGAAGACGACUCAGACUCAGAUUCAGACUCAGACUCCGACUCCGACUUCGAACCCGACGAAAACGACACCGAUGGACCCACCCAAAAACAAAAGAAGCGACAAGCAUACUACCGCCGCGCCGGCGAGUUCGACGACAUAGCCGAAGGCGACUACUCUGCCGAAGCUAAUAUUAAGCGGUUCGCCCGCGCAUACCAGUCCCGCCGAUUCAAACAAGCGCUACAAAAGGAAGAAGAUGCAAUCGAAUAUGAAGAUGACUUGUUCAAUUUUCCAAAUGAUGGGGAGAAUUGGAGGGAAGAAGACCUUAAAGAGUUAUGGGCUGAUGCACCUCUUGAGAUGACUAAACCUGGGUGGGACCCAGCUUGGGCUGAUGAUGAUGAUUGGGAAGUUGUUAAGAAGGAAGUUCGAGAAGGUCGUGACCCUCCAAUUGCUCCCUUUUAUGUUCCUUAUAGAAAGAGUUAUCCUGCUAUUCCUGAUAAUCAUCAUGAUAUUUCUACUCCUAAGUCUGUUAUUGAAGAAUUGGAUCGGAUUGAAGAGUUUUUGAGAUGGGUUAGCUAUGUUUUUCCUGAUGGAAGCUCGUAUGAAGGCACUGUGUGGGAUGACUUGGCUCAUGGAAAAGGUGUUUAUGUUGCUGAGCAAGGUCUAGUCAGGUACGAGGGAGAAUGGCUUCAAAACCAGGAGGAGGGACAUGGGGUUGUUGAAGUCGAUAUACCUGAUAUAGAACCUAUCCCUGGUUCCAAACUUGAAGCACAAAUGCGAGCUGAAGGGAAAAUCAUAAAGAGAGAUUUUAUGAGCCCAGAAGAUAGAGAAUGGCUGGAGAUGGAUAUUGAAGACAGUGUUCGUCUCACUGAUGGGAAUUAUGAAAUCCCAUUCUACGAGAAUGAUGAGUGGAUAAGACAAUAUGGAAAGAAGCCGGAAAAAGGUCGGUAUCGUUAUGCUGGUCAGUGGAAGCAUGGCAGAAUGCAUGGAUGUGGUGUGUAUGAAAUGAAUGAACAACCCAUCUAUGGACGGUUCUACUUUGGUGAGAAAAUGGAGGAUCCUGCUGGUUGUACUGAAGAAAUUUCCACAAUGCAUGCAGGCAUAGCUGAAGUUGCUGCAGCCAAGGCUCGAAUGUUCAUUAAUAAGCCUGAUGGAAUGGUUAGGGAAGAAAGGGGUCCAUAUGGUGAUCCUCAACAUCCCUAUUUUUAUGAGGAAGAGGAUGUGUGGCAGGCUCCAGGUUUCAUCAACCAGUUUUACGAAGUUCCUGAUUACUGGAAAACUUACGUGCAAGAAGUGGAUCAAGAAAGAGAAAUGUGGUUAAACUCUUUCCAUAAAGCACCAUUAAGACUCCCAAUGCCUGCAGAAUUAGAAUACUGGUGGGAAAAUGAACAACCUCCAGAAUUUGUUCUUCUAAACAAGGAGCCUGAGCCUGACCCUAAUGAUCCAUCUAAGCUUGUUUAUACUGAGGACCCCGUCAUAAUGCAUACACCAACUGGACAAAUAAUCAAUUACAUUGAGGAUGAAGAACAUGGUAUCCGCUUGUUUUGGCAACCACCUCCGGGAGAGGCUGAAGAUGUUGACCCAAAAAAGGCCAAAUUCUUACCUCUUGGGUUUGAUGACUUUUAUGGACGUGAGACAGAGGAAGAAAGAGAGGGCUUAUGGAACCGGUUGAUAGGUUCAAUAGAGAAAUCGUGUAAACCCAUGUUUGAGAAGCUAGAAAAAUGGACUGAUGAGCAAAAGAAAGCCAGUGAAAUAAGAAAGCAGCUCUUAGAGCAGGAGCUUGAAUUGGUAGAGGCUGAACUGACCUUGGAGGAGGCCCUUGAAGACAUGGAAGAGGCGUUGAAACAACAAGAAAAGGAGGCAGAGGAGAAAGUUGACAUGGAUGUUGAGGAAGAGGGUGAGUCGAUUUCUCCUUCUGUUGAGCAGGAAAAAAUUUCACCAAAGAAGGAGACCAAAGUUGAAGUUGAAGAUGAAGAGGAAGAGGAAGAAGAAGAGGAUGAAGAUGAUGAUAUAGCUCCAUCAAGUUUUGGGUCUGUUGCAGACCCAAAGGACAAGAAAAAUGGAUCUGAGAGGUCUCCAUUCUCCACACUUUCGUUUGCGUCGUCUGGUUUGCUUUCAACGGUUCCAUCAAUGGUUGAGAAAUCAUUUUCAGUGUGGAAGAAGGAAAGACCUUCACUGAAAAUUCCACAGGCAUCAUGUAGCAGUACCAGUGGGUGUAUGGAUCAUUCUCCUACAGUCACUUUUCGCCAAGCAUUCCCAGAAAAUAUGACUUUGAGAGCAAAAGCUCAGGCUGAUCAAAAGUUCCGGGUGAAACGAGUUAAAAAAUUGUUUGCUACAUCACGGACAUCCUCUUCUCAGGCAACAUGCUCCAAUAAUCGCCUCAAAGGGUGUAGAUCUUGGGAGCUUCACUGGUUGAGUGCAUCACCAAAGAGAAAAGCAGACGAAAUAUUGUCGUUACACAUACCACUUCAAUGCUUGGAUAAUGCAUUGGAUAUUGCUCUGCAUUAAUGAAGUGAUACCAUUUUGAAGUAGAAUUUUUUGAAGGCUGUAAUUUGUUAUCUGAGAUGAGUUGAGUUCCUAAUCAUGUAUGACUCGGCCUCGGGAAGUAAUAGCUGUAUUUUAGGAAUUACUCUUGUUUAUUGCAGAAUUGUUGUGUAUCAAGAUAUAAUGCAAAUUUGAUCAAUUAUAUUUAAUUUUAUUUGUUAUUUUUGAGAGGUAAAAGGCAAUGUUUCACACAUUA